This is a messenger RNA of Hevea brasiliensis (rubber tree), 889 nucleotides long. Its product is annotated as organ-specific protein S2-like. Lineage: Eukaryota; Viridiplantae; Streptophyta; Magnoliopsida; Malpighiales; Euphorbiaceae. The transcript has a single exon. The record is from RefSeq and is a predicted model, not a curated record. Bases 281 to 856 code for a protein of 191 amino acids.
GUCCCUCUCUUCUUACUCCUCUCGGUAAGCAUUUCUGUGGCAAGCAAACAUGGGGUUUCUGCUUAUAUCUUUUCCCAUAUUCUUCUUCAUCUUCUCUUCUAUAUAUUUAUUUUUUUUCAUGAUUAAGGCAUAUUUACUUGAUGAUUUUCUUUCUAGUCUUUCAUUUCUUUUUUAAACAUGUUGACGUUUGUUUAUUUGUUUUUUCUUUUAACUAAUUUUUGAGUAGUUUUCAAGCACUAUCAAGGCAAGGAAAGAUGUGGGUGAAUAUUGGAGAGAAGCCAUGAAAGAUCAAUCAAUGCCCAAACCAAUACAAGGACUAGUUGGAGCUGCUCCAGCCUCAUCAACCUCUAAAGCAGAGAAGGAAUUGGAUAAGAAAUCCUUCCAUGAAGAUUUUGAACCAAUACCUGACGUGUCAAUUUAUCACAAUGAUGCAGGUCUUAAGGCAAGGAAACCACUGGAUGGGAAAUUCUUUCUCAAGGACUAUGAGCUGAUGCCUGACGUGUUAGCUUAUUACAAUGAUGUUGAUCUUAAAGCUGAGAAGCCCAUGAAUGGGAAGUCUUUCAUCCUCAAGGAUUUUAAACCGAUACCUGAUGUAUCAAUUUACCACGAUAAUGCUGGUCUUAAAGCUGCGAAGUCAAUGGAUGGGAAACCCUUUCUUAAAGGCUUUGAGCCAAUACCCGAUGCGUCUGUCAAUCACAAUGAUGUUGGUGUCAAAACAGACAAGCCGUUGGAUGAGAAAUCGUCUAUUACAGACUAUGAGCCAAUACCUGAGGUGACAAUUGAUUAUAAUGAAGCUGGUCACAUAACAGAGAAUGAUUUUGAAACUAAGCCAAAUGCUUCGGCUUAUAGCGAGUGAGACAAUGUAUAUUUAUGUGUAAUCGUACUUUUA